CCGCCCCCUGCCUUGAGUGAGCUGGGUGUUUCCUGCCUCUCAGUCCGGAUUUGGUGACUCCGGCGUCCUCCGGCUUUUCAUGGAAGAGAUGUCAGGAGAAAGCGUGGUGAGCUCAGCGGUGCCAGCGGCUGCUACCCGCACCACUUCCUUCAAGGGUGCCAGUCCCAGCUCCAAGUACGUGAAGCUGAACGUGGGGGGAGCCCUCUACUACACCACCAUGCAGACGCUCACCAAGCAGGACACCAUGUUGAAGGCCAUGUUCAGCGGACGCAUGGAAGUGCUCACUGACAGUGAAGGCUGGAUCCUCAUCGACCGUUGCGGGAAGCACUUUGGGACGAUCCUCAACUACCUUCGAGACGGGGCUGUGCCCCUGCCCGAGAGCCGCAGGGAGAUCGAGGAGCUGCUAGCGGAGGCCAAGUACUACCUGGUGCAGGGCCUGCUAGAAGAGUGCCAGGCAGCACUACAACAGAACAAAGAUACUUAUGAGCCCUUCUGCAAAGUUCCUGUCAUCACGUCCUCCAAGGAAGAACAGAGGCUCAUAGCAACGUCAAAUAAGCCAGCGGUGAAACUGCUGUACAACAGAAGCAACAACAAAUACUCCUACACCAGCAAUUCUGACGACAAUAUGUUGAAAAACAUCGAACUGUUCGACAAGCUUUCCCUGCGCUUUAACGGGAGGGUCCUGUUCAUCAAGGACGUCAUCGGGGAUGAAAUCUGCUGCUGGUCGUUUUAUGGCCAGGGCCGAAAAAUCGCUGAAGUCUGCUGCACCUCCAUUGUCUACGCCACCGAGAAGAAGCAGACCAAGGUUGAGUUCCCUGAAGCCCGCAUUUACGAGGAAACCCUGAAUAUCUUGCUGUAUGAGGCCCAGGAUGGCCGAGGACCUGACAAUGCUCUCCUGGAGGCCACGGGCGGGGCAGCUGGACGCUCUCAUCACCUGGACGAGGACGAGGAGCGGGAGCGGAUCGAGCGAGUUCGGAGGAUCCACAUCAAGCGCCCAGAUGACCGGGCCCACCUCCACCAGUGAGCAGGCCGAGCAACCUGCCCUCCCUCCGUCCUCCCUCUGCUCCUGCCCCGCCCCCUCAGACCCUGUGCAGGCUUUGGGCGGCUCCCACUUCCCCUGGAGUCUGAGACACUUUUGUAACAAGCCAGAUGAUUAUUUUGAUACUUCUUGACAAAGUGGAUUGCUUCUGUGUUGACCAGGUGUGCACCCCUUCUGUGUCUGAGGCCCCACCUCUUGUGAGAGCCUGGAGCCAGGCUUUCUGGGCUCUUGGAGGAAAAGUAUGAAUGAGUUUGGCGUGUAUGUGAGAACCUUUGUUGCAGUAUUUAUUUUUAUGGGUGUUGACUACCUAGUAGGGCUUCUUAGGUGACACUCCCUUAAGGGCUUAGUUUGGCAGUUCAGAGGGACGGUGUAGUUGGCAGCCAGCCACCCAGGUGUCCUUGAGCCCUGGCUCGUGUGCUCUGAGCGGGCAGUGGUGUUGCUUUCCUGGGAGUCUGCUCUGUGUGUGGUUUUGUACUAGAGCGCCCUAGUCAGCAGUGGAAGGGGGACGAAGUGUGCUUCCAGCCCCGCCCUGGUCCCUCGGUGGCAGGCACACUGCCAGGCCAGGGAGCAGACCCAGGAAGUUGCAGCCAUUGCUGCUUUUAGGGUCUACUCGUCUCUGCAUGGCUUCUUUUCCCAAGGUGUGCCUUGCCCUUUGGUUAGGAACUGUGUGGCCGCAGACACUGGCACUGGGGAAGGACACCACUGAGCUUGCAGCCUGACUCGGGCGGUUUCCCUGCUACCCUGCUGCAACCCUGCAGGGUUUGUUUCUGUGCAGAAUAGAGUGGGCGUGCAGAUACCUUUGGGUCUUGUUUGUGGUUCCGGGAGGUGUGUGACUGUUGGUGGGAACGUAGAGUUGCAGGGCGCAGGCGCUCAGGACGGACCCCAGUUACCUCCAGUCUGCGCUGCGCAGAGGAGUCAUGACUGAAGGGUGGUUGAGGAGACUCACCAGGGUUAGGUGAGAGUGGUGGGGUGGGGUGGCUGCUUGAUAAAGGACAUGUGGCUAUUUCCAGACCAAAGGUAUUAAGUGGGUGAUGUCUGACACAUUUAAAGUUGCUAUUUUGCAGCGGUUUGUACAGCUCACUUUGUACACCUUCUUGUAUCUGACAGCAAAGCCUGUGCUAACCAUUCAGACAAUCCCGACUGGAUCGAGGAACCAUGUACGGGGUGGAUGCUUUGUACAUAACGGUGUGGGGUAAACUUUUGUAUUAAGAGCCAGAAAGGGAGCUUUGAAUCAUGUUUCCUAAGGUUUUAUACUGUUUGUUUUAAACGUCAGCCCUGCCCAGUGGGUUCAGCUUUUCUAGGAAUUUAAACUGAAUGUCCUGGUGUUUUCUAUAGGAAUGGAAAAGCCAUGUAUACACUGUUUAAAUGUUCAUGUGCAGAAUGACAGUAGCGGCACAAUCUGACUUGCCUUGGCCUCUGGCCGGAUGGUCACUUUUUUGUUUUUGGCAGCUCGCGCUCUCUCUCUCUCUCUCUCUCUCUCUCUCUCUCUCUCUCCUCCCUGUGCCUCAAACCUUGUGCCUGUAGCUCUGUAUUCCAGCUCCCAGGGAGAGGGACAGACCUAGCGACCAUUCCACGGUGCCUGACCCAGCGUCAGUCUCCAAAGCUCAGCUUCCGGGUUCCAAACCCUGGCGUGAAGGCAGUAGUCAGCACUUCUAGUUCACCAGCUAGUGAGUCGCUGGUGUAAAGAGUGAACUGUUACUGCACGCUAAGGGCUCACAGUGAAAAUAAGCCGGAAUAGCUUUUAGCUCAUGGUAACCAAGUUCAGUGUUUGUGAGGCCCACACCCCUGGCAGGCCUGGCACAGCUUCCUACCACCUGCUGUGGAAGAUGGGCUGUUUGACCUCCCUGGAGGUCAAGAUCCCAUUCAGGGGCCACGUCCCAUACCUGCUGCUCAGUGCUGCUGGUAUUUGGCCUCCCCAGAGUGCUUGUGGGCCAGCGGGCUCCACCCACAGCCCCUGGUCACGGAAGCACCUUCCUGCCUCUGAACUAUGAAAACCAUGCUGAGUUUUACAAGUGCUCACUGUACGCGUCUGCAGACACAUGUAAAAUAAACUACACUCUGCUUCUACUCACA
Arvicanthis niloticus (Nile rat) is the source of this 3112-nucleotide messenger RNA. Lineage: Eukaryota; Metazoa; Chordata; Mammalia; Rodentia; Muridae. The record is from RefSeq and is a predicted model, not a curated record.